AUGACUUUCGCGGCGGGUCGACUCUCAGCAGGAACUAUACGCAGACAGGCACCGUACGUGGAGCUCAGCGGGACCACUCCUCAGUCCGCUCAGUUCGAUUCGGAUUGCAUUCCGACGAUGUCAGUCGGGAAGCGGACGGGCUUCCUCUGCAGCAGUGUCCGUUUUUCGAUACUAUAUGGCUGUCAACCCGUCACAAUAACUGCAGCCGACGAUGAUCCAGUUAAAAGCGGAAAUCAUAACCUGCGACCUAACCUCAGCAGACGGUCAUCGCGCAUUGUAGGUACACGAGUGUAA
Macrosiphum euphorbiae (potato aphid) is the source of this 294-nucleotide messenger RNA. The record is from the annotation of a GenBank genome assembly. Lineage: Eukaryota; Metazoa; Arthropoda; Insecta; Hemiptera; Aphididae.